CGUGGAUCGAAAAAUCAUGGCUGAUCCCAAGCUACGGACCCUACGGACCUCGACCUCCUCGCAUGGCCACCGACUUGCUGCUCUCGGAGCGUCAGGUCUCUCUUUUAGAUGAGCUGACCAGCUCUGUGAACAGUGGUCUGCAGGAGGUGGCAGAUGCUGAGAAGGGCAGCUUCGAGGCCUUCCAUAAGCACUGGCAGUCGGUGCGGCAUCGACAUUUGCAGCAGGAGGCCUCUAAGCGUCGAGGGCGCUGGCAAUGGAUUUGCCAAGUGCAAGAGAUCUGCAACUCUGCUUGUGAGGAGCUUGAUACCGUGCUGGGACAGCUAAAAGAGUUGGAUCGGCAACGGUGUGAGGUGCUCCGAAAAACCACUGCCCUGCACAAGGAAUGUGAACAAAUGGUGCAGGACCAAGAGCGUUUGGCGGCCGAAGCCGAGGCGUUAGCUGAACGCCUUGACUACUUCGACCGCGUGGCCGAUGUGGCGUGUAUGUUGGAUCACCAAUCGGCGAAUGGUCUCCUUGCAACUGGGACCUCGACGACCUCGACUUCGUCCACUUCGUCUAGUGGCUCGGACCUUGCCACGGUCUUGGAUCAGAUCGAUGGGUCUUUGAGCUUUUUGGAGCUGCACCCAGACUUUUGUCAAGCGCAACCAUAUACACAUCAGUUUGAGCAUCUUCGCAACAGGGCCUGUUUGGCGCUGCGCUCAACUGUCCAGAGAAGUUUGGAAAAGAGCUUGGCACAAGUGGAGCAGCAGCUGAAGGAUGGAGGAUCUGUGCAAACGCAGGUCUUCUGCAGUCAGUUUAAAGCGGCCGCCGCAAGUUACAGGCCACUGCUUUCACUGCUGCACCAGCGAUUGGACAUCCAUGAAACGUAUGCCGUGACCCUGGAGGAGUUGGAAGGUUUCUUCGUGCAUCUCCGGCUGAAGCUCUUGACCCUUCCAGUCUCGACCCAUCUGCAGUCCAUCGUCCACAAAGAUUUGGAGAUGAAUCAGUUGGCGCCGGCAACACGAGAGGCGAGUGCCUACAUCUUGGAGGUCUCACAAAUGGAGCAUCAGUGUUUUGAGGCGUACUUCGAGUUAAGGCAGCCCCAAGAGGCGUUGCGGUCCUUAAUGGAGACCAUUGCCGACAUCUUCUACCAGACCAUGAGACCCCUGGUUUUGGCCUGCGAUUCCAUCGAUUCUCUGCGGGAAAUCGGAGAUUCCUUGCAAACAGAUGUCUUGGAGCCGCAACGGCGAUCGAAGAUGGAUUUGGUGUCCUUCUUGGGAAUGGUGUAUCGCCUCCAUAAGGAUGUGCAGGAAAAACUCAUCUACAGGGUGGAAAUGUACAUUCGAGAUUCCAUCAAAGGGUACGUGCCGUCCAAUAGCGAUUUGGACUACCCGUGGGUCUUGUACAGCGCUGAGCGACAGGAGGAUCCACUGACAGAGUCUCAGACAGGCUGGUAUCCAUCGUUGCCUCGGACCUUGUCCAUCUUGGCGAAGAUUUACCGCGCCCUGGAGAUGUCCACAUUUCAGGGGAUUGCCCAGGAGGCCGUCGACCUUUGCAUGCAUACCUUGAAGGAGGCCGCUCAGAUCUUGGCCCGGAAGACUUUGCCCAGCUGUUCCGAUCGCAACAUGCAGGCGGUUUUGCCAUUGGUUCAGAUGAUGGACUCGCAACUCUUCUUGGUGAAGCAUCUCUUGUUGCUGCGAGAACAGGUCGCAGCCUUUGAGUGUGAACUCGUGGUCAGCGAGAAGUACUUCAACUUCGGAAACCUCUGGGAGGCCCUGAAUCUGAAGCUCCCCGAUGGCAUCCUGGGCAUUCUGAAGCCCACCAUGUACCAUGCAGAGGUGGAUAGCAAGAAGGACAUCGAGUCUGAGUUGAAGUCCGCCUGUGAAACGUUGAUCACAAACAUCACAGCACACAUCACUCAGCCGAUGGCUGCCAUGAACGUGAAGAUUGGCAACUAUUUGGCGAAUCCUCAGGUGGAUAGAGCUUCAUUGAAGGAGCAGAGCUUCAUGAAGGAGGAGUUGCACGGUGUCAUUAGCAACUUGCAUGAAGGGCACGGGCUUGGUCCUAUGGCAGUUUGA
Cladocopium goreaui is the source of this 2057-nucleotide messenger RNA. NCBI's taxonomy places the organism in Eukaryota, Dinophyceae, Suessiales, Symbiodiniaceae. The record is from the annotation of a GenBank genome assembly.